Molecule: messenger RNA, 1185 nt
Organism: Diospyros lotus (date-plum)
Lineage: Eukaryota; Viridiplantae; Streptophyta; Magnoliopsida; Ericales; Ebenaceae
Product: CEN-like protein 1
Exons: 4
Coding region: 263-793 (176 amino acids)
Source: RefSeq, a predicted model, not a curated record
CAUAUGCUUGAAUGCUUUUCAAACAUGUUUCCAUAUAUGUUUGGAAAAUCAUUUGCCAUUUCAUGCCAUGACCAAGCCCCUGCCCAAUCUCCUCCUCCUCCUUUUAUGCUUCUAAUUAUUUAAGCCAAGCCCUUAACGCCCGCCCCUUCCUAAUUUCUUCUCUAUAAAACCCCGCCUUAGCAUUCUGCAACACCUCAUUGCAUUCAUUUCCAAACCCUCUCUCUCUCUCUCUCUCUCUCUCUCUCUCUCUCUCUCUCUGUUGAUGGCAAGGCUCAGCAUUGAGCCCCUGGCUGUGGGGAGAGUCGUAGGAGAAGUAAUUGAUAGUUUCACUCCAAGUGUGAGAAUGAAGGUCAGUUACAGUUCCAACAAGCAGCAGGUCUCCAAUGGUCAUGAGCUCAUGCCUUCUCUCAUCACGGCUAGGCCUCGAGUAGACGUUGGGGGUGAAGACUUGAGGACUGCUUAUACACUGAUCAUGACGGACCCAGAUGCUCCAAGCCCUAGUGAUCCCUACCUCAGGGAGCAUCUCCACUGGAUGGUCACAGACAUUCCUGGUACCACUGAUGCUUCCUUCGGAAGAGAGAUAGUGAGCUACGAGACGCCAAAGCCGUUGAUCGGAAUCCACCGAUACGUGUUCAUCCUGUUCAAGCAGAGAGCGAGACAAACGGUGAAGGAACCGCCGGCUUCCAGAGACCAUUUCAACACCAGGAAAUUCUCUGAAGACAAUGGCCUCGGCCUGCCUGUUGCUGCUGUUUAUUUCAAUGCGCAGAGAGAAACCGCUGCGAGAAGACGAUGAGAAAAGAAAGAAAGUUCAGACGAAGCAAGCAGCUGGGAUCGAUCGAUUUCGUUUUCAUGCAGAUGCAUGCAUCUCCCAUGCAUGGAGAGUAGAAGUCUUCAUCUGAAAGGGAGCAUAUAUAAAAUAUCUGAUUGUUCAAAGAUUGUGGCAGUCUCUAUGGUGUGAUACUACGUACCGUAUUACUAGCUAUGAUGUGAUUGGAUUUGGCGUCCUUUCACUUCUUUAAGGAUAUUUUCUUUCACAGUACUUGUGAUAAAUAGUGAACUAUAAAUUUUAUAUCGAAGAGAAAAGUACACAAGAUUAGAGUAAUUCGUAGUUAUGAAAAGUACACAAGAUUAGAGUAAUUCAUAUAUAACUACGAGAAGUAACGAUUGCUGUAUUACUUUAAUUAA